Molecule: messenger RNA, 1828 nt
Organism: Paramecium pentaurelia
Lineage: Eukaryota; Ciliophora; Oligohymenophorea; Peniculida; Parameciidae
Source: the annotation of a GenBank genome assembly
AUGAUAUCAGAUGACAUUUAUUGGGUACCUUAAGGAAUUAAGGUUGAUUGUACUAUUGAUGAUUUAAUUCAACCCAAUGUAAAAAAGUUUUCUACUUUCUAAUUUAAUUUUAAUCAAAUAACAUAGAAGGUUGAAGAGAAGAAGCAAAAAAAUAUAGAAGAUGAAAUUUUAGAAUCAUUGGGAAUCACAGAAGAAGAUUUGUUAUUAGAAUCGGCACUCUAAACUUAUGAUCAUAAAUUAUAUAUAGAAGAAUUGAUUUAAGAAGCCUUACUAGAUAAAUAACAAUAAAUCCAAUUCUAACCAUAAAAACAAUCUAAUCAUCUUAAUAGUUCAUUUAAAACACUCUAUGAAAGAUAGUAUCUGUCAUAUACUGACAGUGCCAAUAAUUUUGAAGAAGAAAUCAACUUUAAGACUCCAGAUAUGCCAUCAUUAUAAAUAUUAUUGUAGUAAUAUUGUACUGAUAAGGAAGACUUAGAGGAUUUGGAAUAAUACUUUAUAAAUAAUCAAUAAAUUAAAAUAAUUCAUAAAUUUACACAAUUAAGAGGGUAAGCAAAGUAAUUGGUUUUUAAUUAUAUAGAAUUACAAUAAAAGGAUAAUUAAUUUAUUGAGAUUCUAUCUUAAAAGUUAAAAGAGCUUUCUCUAAUAGAUCCUAUUAAGACAGAGCAUUUACUUGAUUAUUUUAAUAAGGAUUAAUUGAGAAAUAUAUUAGAUAAAUAAAUACCAAUAGUGAGAUUUAAAAUAUUAUAAAAUUUAUAAAAAGAUGAUAAGUUGAUGAUAGAAUAUUUUGAAUUAUUAUGUUAAUUGCAUCCUGAUUAAGUAAUAACAGAACUUUAGAAGGGAGGUUAUCCUUAAGAUGAAUGUUUAAAAUUGUGUAGAUUUUAUGGGAAUUUGAAAGGUCUGGCUUAUUUAUUAGAGAGAAGUGGUUCAGUAUUGGAGGCUAUUAAUUUAUAAUUUGAUGUAAUUAUGAUUUAUAUUAAAACUUAGUUAUUUAUUUAAGGAUUAAAAUAAUAAUUGUAAAAGAAUCCAAAAUUAUUAGAUGGAUAGAAGGAAUUAUUUGUUUAUAUUUAGGAGAAUUUAGAGCCUACAUUAAGUAUAUGUAGAGCUAAUACUAAAAGAAAUGAUGAUGAAAGUGAUGUAGAUUAAUUAAUAAUAUAAAAUAGAAUAAUUGGUUUUAGGUUUUAAUAAGAUUGACAAAAUUAAGAUAGGAAUUUUAUAAGAUUAGAUUCUUUCCUGUUUUAAGAUGUUUUAAUUUACAUUUCACAAUGUUAUUAGAGGAAGUAUUGGAGAAAACAAAAAUAAAAAGCUUACUUGAAGUAAUGUGUAAUAAAUUUAUUUAUUAUAGAAUUUAAAUGAGACUAUGAAAUAUUUUGAAUUUUAAGAGUUAAAGUCAACAUUUUCAUAGCUUCUUUCAGGCUAACUUUAUGAAUUAGCUAUUUAUGGUUAAUCAACAAUGCUUAUAAAAUAAACAUGUAAUAAAUAUUUAGUAUAAUUGUUUAAAUAAUCAUAAUCAGGAAUAGCAGUUGAUAUUUAUUGCACUCAUUGUUAGAAGUUAAUAGAAAUGGUAUCUAAAGUAUAUAUUGAUUGCAAACAUACAUUUCAUCAAGAAUGUUCAUCAGAAUAACUUUGUAAAGCAUGUAUAAAUAACUUUGGGUCAUUAAUAAAUAAAUUAUUGACUAUGUACGCAAAUAAAAAGAGUACAAGAUUGUAAGUUCCAAUGUAAACAGUUUAAUAAAAUGAAUAAAAGACUGAGGAUACAAAUCAAAGAUAGAAUAAAUUAAAUAAAUUAAAAGAAUUUGAUUAUUUAAGAUAAAAUAAUAAAGGUUAUUGA